UUUCUUCACAAACUUUUAAGUGUUAAAACAUCAUUACAUUACAUAGUUUUUGUGGAAAAAUAAAUAAAAAUGGGAAUGGUUAAUAAUGUUCAUGGUUUGAUGAUGGUGGUGAGCAUGGUCAUAUGUCUCACAUCAGUUGCAAAUGCGGCGGAGGGAACAGCUACUUUCUAUACGCCUCCUUAUGUUCCCUCUUCAUGCUACGGAUAUCAAAACGAUGGCGUGAUGAUCGCUGCAGCAAGUGAUGUGAUAUGGGGCAAUCGGGCAGCUUGUGGGAGAAGUUAUAGAGUCAAAUGCACCGGGGCUACAAACCUGGGCGUGCCACAACCUUGCAAGGGUACCAGCGUUGUGGUUAAAAUCGUCGAUUACUGUCCACCAGGAUGUCAGGGAACCAUUGAUCUCUCUCAAGAGGCUUUCUCCAUGAUAGCUAAUCCUGACGCCGGAAAAAUCAAAAUUGAAUAUAAUCAGGUUUGAAGUUCUAGAGUAUGGUCUCGCGAUCGUAACUGCGAGUUAUGAUAAUAUAUAUAUAGGAAUAAGCAGCAAUGAGAUACGGGAGGUUCAUUGCAUGCCAAUGGUGGCGCUAGGGUUUGAAGUUCUCCUACACUAACAAGCUCAUGAUGGAAACGUCUUUGUUUCAAGCAUGGCAAGUUGGUAUUAAAACUUCGUGUAUGUGAUAUUAUAUUCAAUGAAAUAAGGAGAGGCCUUACUCUUUUAGUAUCCUAUAUAA
Molecule: messenger RNA, 724 nt
Organism: Alnus glutinosa
Lineage: Eukaryota; Viridiplantae; Streptophyta; Magnoliopsida; Fagales; Betulaceae
Product: EG45-like domain containing protein
Exons: 3
Coding region: 70-471 (133 amino acids)
Biological process (GO): systemic acquired resistance
Cellular component (GO): cell wall; apoplast
Source: RefSeq, a predicted model, not a curated record